AACUCGUCUAAUUACCAGUUAAUUUUGUAUCAUCUCUAUUUUUCUUCCGCUGAGUUGUUUGGAUCUUAUUGCUACUCAGAUCUUUGGAGAAGUCCGCAAUGGUAUUUUUGAAGGGUGUAUCAGCGCUAUAUAGGCUAAGAUCCCGUGUGAAACAGCAUUCCAAUCUCAGCACCUCUGUUAGAUGGCUUCAAACGCAGACCUCUUCCGAUGUUGAUCUUCAUUCGCAGUUAAAGGAAUUGAUUCCAGAACAACAGGAGCGCCUGAAGAAACUGAGGGCAGAACAUGGAAAAGUACAACUUGGGAAUAUCACUGUUGAUAUGGUCAUUGGUGGAAUGAGAGGAAUGACAGGGCUGCUUUGGGAAACCUCAUUACUUGACCCAGAUGAGGGAAUUCGCUUUAGGGGUUUGUCUAUUCCCGAGUGUCAAAAGCUUUUGCCAGGUGCAAAGCCAGAUGGAGAACCUUUGCCUGAGGGUCUUUUAUGGCUUCUUUUGACUGGAAAGGUGCCAAGCAAAGCUCAGGUGGAUGCUUUAUCUCAGGAACUGCGUGACCGUGCUGUUGUUCCAGAUUACGUGUUCAAGGCCAUUGAUGCUCUACCUGUCUCAACACAUCCAAUGACUCAAUUUGCAACUGGUGUUAUGGCACUCCAGGUUCAAAGUGAAUUUCAGAAAGCAUAUGAGAAAGGAAUUUCAAAGGCAAAGUAUUGGGAGCCAACAUAUGAAGAUGCUCUUAGUUUGAUUGCUCGUGUGCCAUUCGUAGCUUCUUAUGUUUAUAGAAGGAUGUAUAAAGAUGGAAAAUUCAUUCCCAUGGAUGACUCGCUGGAUUAUGGAGGAAAUUUUUCGCACAUGCUGGGAUUCAGUAGUCCCCAAAUGCAUGAGCUUAUGAGGCUUUAUGUCACUAUUCAUAGUGAUCAUGAAGGUGGAAAUGUUAGCGCCCAUACUGGCCAUUUGGUGGGCAGUGCCCUUUCAGAUCCCUAUCUUUCCUUCGCAGCUGCACUGAAUGGGUUAGCUGGGCCACUUCAUGGUCUGGCUAAUCAGGAAGUGUUACUGUGGAUCAAAUCUGUGGUAGAUGAGUGUGGAGAGAACAUAUCCAAAGAGCAGCUUAAAGACUAUGUCUGGAAGACACUGAAUGGUGGCAAGGUUGUACCAGGAUUUGGUCAUGGAGUGCUGCGUAAAACUGAUCCAAGAUACAUGUGUCAGAGGGAGUUUGCAUUAAAGCACUUGCCUGAUGAUCCCUUAUUCAAGCUGGUUUCACAACUUUAUGAGGUGGUGCCUCCUAUUCUUACUGAGUUAGGCAAGGUUAAAAACCCCUGGCCCAAUGUUGAUGCACACAGUGGAGUGCUGCUGAACCAUUUUGGUUUGACUGAAGCAAGAUACUAUACCGUUCUUUUUGGUGUAUCCAGGAGUAUUGGAAUUUGCUCUCAGCUUAUAUGGGACCGAGCACUAGGAUUGCCCCUCGAAAGGCCGAAAAGUGUUACAAUGGAUUGGCUAGAAAAUUACUGCAAGAAAGCAAAAGCAGCUUGAAGUUGUGGAUGAACCUUCUCUUUUUGGCUAAUAGUAAAUAAACUACCCACAAGGCUUGGUUUUGUACAAUGUCAAGCUGUUACAUUUUUCCUAUUUGUUUGCUGGGAAAAUUACUUGAGAAAACAAUUAUUUGUUUUAUAGCUCACUGAAAUAAAAACAACAGCAGAUCUGUCAA
Hibiscus syriacus is the source of this 1695-nucleotide messenger RNA. Its product is annotated as citrate synthase, mitochondrial. Gene Ontology annotation, cellular component: mitochondrial matrix. The coding region runs from base 99 to 1520 and encodes 473 amino acids. The transcript is spliced from 20 exons. NCBI's taxonomy places the organism in Eukaryota, Viridiplantae, Streptophyta, Magnoliopsida, Malvales, Malvaceae. The record is from RefSeq and is a predicted model, not a curated record. Gene Ontology annotation, biological process: carbohydrate metabolic process; tricarboxylic acid cycle; citrate metabolic process.